Molecule: messenger RNA, 1356 nt
Organism: Strongyloides ratti
Lineage: Eukaryota; Metazoa; Nematoda; Chromadorea; Rhabditida; Strongyloididae
Product: Protein lin-54 homolog
Exons: 3
Coding region: 1-1356 (451 amino acids)
Biological process (GO): regulation of DNA-templated transcription
Cellular component (GO): nucleus
Source: RefSeq, a predicted model, not a curated record
AUGGAAGAAAAGGAAUAUGUUUAUCAAAGUUUUAUUAAAAACGAAGAAAUUCAGGAGGAUUAUGUUGAUAAUUCUGGAUAUAAACCUUAUGUUCUUCAAGAUGGAAUAAAUUAUGAUACUUGUUUUGGUCCUGGCACAAUAGCACUAGGAGAUUUUUAUUUUCCUCAAAAUAUUGGAAAAUCAAUUGAUAAUGACUACAAUCACGAGUAUUAUCUUUUAAAUAAUUCAAUUACAAAAAUAAAUAGAAUUACACGUCAAAAAUUUGUUUGUAAUAUUUCUUUUAAAAAGAAACCCGGUAGUGGAAAUAAAGUUCCACAGACAUAUGAAUUAGGAACAACUAAACGAAUUUAUCCUAAAAAUGGAUUUCAAACAUUUAAUAAUAAACAGUCGUGUUUUACUACAUCAAAUGAUUCAAUUACACAAAAUUGUAUUCCUAAACAAGUUCCAAAAGUUGCUUUUAAAGAUUCACAGCCUUCUUUAGAUUUAGAGCAAAUACAACAAAUGCUUAAAAAACCAACAAAACCAAUUACUGGAAGUACAAAUAAACCUUCACAUCGUUCCUCUUUCUCGCAUUAUACAUAUACAAGACCUUCAAUUCAAACCAUUGAAAGUCAGAAAUUAAAAGGAACCUCAAAACAAAUGGGUAGUAAAAAACCUUGUAAUUGUACAAAGUCACAAUGUUUAAAAUUGUAUUGUGAAUGUUUUGCUUCAGGAGAAUAUUGUAAAAAUUGUAAUUGCAAAGAUUGUCAUAAUAAUUUAUCAUACGAAGAAGAAAGAAGCCAGGCAGUCAAAUCAUCAUUAGAAAGAAAUCCAAAUGCAUUUAAACCAAAAAUUGGAAUAAGUACUAGAGUAUCUGGCCCUAAAGACAUUGAAAGAUUACAUCAAAAAGGAUGUCACUGUAAAAAAAGUGGGUGUUUAAAAAAUUAUUGUGAAUGUUAUGAGGCAAAAGUUCCAUGUACUGAUCGUUGCAAAUGUGUUGAUUGUAAAAAUCUUGAGGUUAUCAAACCACCAACAUUAAAAGAAAAGUUAGCAAAUUCAGUUUUAUCAGUUUAUGCUACAAACAGUGGAACUGAUUAUAGUGACACAGAUGAUGAAGUUAGUAAUUCUAGUGCAAGUAAAUUACUUAUUGGACCCUGGCAUUACAUUACCGAUGAUGUUGUAGAAAAUUUUGCUAGAAACUGUUUUAUAGAUGCCGAUAAAUUAAUUAAAGAAAAUGAAAGUUUUGAAAAAAUUGAAAAGGUUCUUUUAAAAAACUUUGGUGAUAUUACGAGAAGUAUAUUAAAAGAGUCAAAAAAAGCAAAUAAUGAAGCAUUGCUUAAAAAAGAAAAACAUAUGAAAAAUUUAGAUAAACAAUGA